Messenger RNA from Lotus japonicus, 956 nucleotides. RefSeq lists its product as uncharacterized. The transcript is spliced from 3 exons. The coding region runs from base 327 to 731 and encodes 134 amino acids. Lineage: Eukaryota; Viridiplantae; Streptophyta; Magnoliopsida; Fabales; Fabaceae. The record is from RefSeq and is a predicted model, not a curated record.
CACAGGCUGAAGAGCCAAUAGACAAAUAUCUAUUCACGUUUCUUAGGUUUAUUCUUUCUCUCUCUCUCUCUCUCUCUCUCUGUAUCCCUACUUCGCCUCUGUUUCAUUUGGCCCCUUGUUUCUCACAAUCCACAACACACUCUUCAAACUUCAAACCCCUAAAGCCUAAUCCUUUUCAAUGUUUCAUCAUCUGGGUAUUGAGUUCUUCUUUUGAGCGCUUUAGCAGAUUCCAUUCCUUGAGUUUCAUGCUGGAUAUGCUAACCUCUUAUCCUCAUUUCUGAUAUUCCUGUUUGUAUGUUCACAUCUCUUCUGAGGAUUUUAAGAUCAUGGGUAGAGGCAGAGGAAAGGGUAAAAAGCUGACUGUUACUAGUCAUGAGGAUGCUGUGAGCGGUGAAGAUGAAAAGGUUCCCAUGCAAAAGAGAAGAGGGAGGCCGCAGAAACCGCUAAAGGAUGACUUUGAUGAAGAUGAAGUUGAGAAAACGGAAGAUGACAGUGAGAACAUCAAGAAUGGAGUCUCUAACAAAGAGGUGAAAAGUCCCACUGCAGCUGAAAAGAAAAGGAAACGUAACACGCCGGUAAAAGAGAAAGUAGAUUCACUUGAGGAAGAAAAUGGCAAUGGAAAUCGAUCGAGCACCGAGGAGUUGAUAAAGUCCAAUGGAUUUAGACAUAAUGGAAGCAGGCGCAAAAGCAAGCCUCGUCGAGCUGCUGAAGCAGGUGUGCAGUGCAAGUAAGAAGAAUGAAAGUUGGAGUUAGGAAGUGAGGCCUAGUAAUCUUUGAAUUCUUUAUUUUAUUCACUUGUUUUGCUUCUAUGUCUUUCGGUUGGAACUGGUUUGAGGGCUUCCAUUUGGUGAUUCCCUAUCAUUUUUUUUAACUUGAAUCACGAAUUUGAUUAUUUAGUUGUAGUUUUAUAAUGCUUUAACACCUUGAAUUUAAAUCUUUUCUACUUCGAUUUUCAA